AUGCCUGCCAUCGAGCUCUCUCCUCUCCAAGCUCAGUUCAUGCCUGAUAUAAGCUCUCUCUGGUGCGUUAAUCGCAUUUCCACUUAUACAGAACAAACUCCCGUUGUUAUCUUGCUUUUCAUGUCAUGGUCCAUCUCUUGUAGAGAGGCUCUUAUCCAAAUUCUAAAUUUGCAACGCUCCCAGCCUGGGGUUUACUAUCUUUGUAUCUCUAAGGAGCACUCAUCAGCCAUUCGUAGUGAAAUGCAAUCUGCCCCGGAGCUUCUUCUGCUAAAUGUCUUUACCGACCCUAAGCACGUGCUAAAACCAUUCCUCAUUGCAAAUACUAUUACCACAGUUCCUACUGCCAUCCUUUUUGCUUCGAACAAGCGCAUGAUGUGGCACGGGCACGCACUUUCCCCAGAGUUUACGGAAAAGUUCACAAAGUUGAUUCGCCAGUCACAUAUCAAGGUGUACAACGAGGAUGCCCUCCUCUUCAAGACCUUGAGGUCAUCUAGCUGUCGAUCCAUUUCUGCAAGAAGAUCUCCAACAGGAAACGGCAGUACAUCCCUUAUGGCGUCGCUACUAACAAAUAAGGUCAGUUCAGGGGACAUUCCAGAGGAGAGUAGUACGUUACAAGAAGGCUACACAAAGGCGCACAGUCCACUUGUUAGAAGCACACGGAUUCACCGAAGCAAGCAGCGACCAUCCAGUGUGCAACGCGCAAGCCAAAUAAUACACUCAGCUACGCAUGAUAUGCUGGCAGUCAGUCUUAGGGAAAACGAUCUAGCGGUGUCAUCUCUCACAGAUAAGCAGCUACCACAAAGCAGCUACCCGAUAGAGCGUGUGCUAGCUACCUCAGCAUUGUGGAAAACGCUGUCUCCACCAAGAACAUAUGCACAAAGAGCACCAACCUCAGACAAUGCGAAGAAAUAUCUAAUACGGUCUCCCAGAAAAGAAAGAACUGAUCCCCUGCAACCUCUGCGAUCUCCUACAAGCAUCAUCAGGGCUGAGCUGUCAGAGGCAACAGGUGAAGAGAGUAGUUACCCAUUAGUGGAGGAGGCACCACCUAGGCAAUCCCUCUCUAAGCCUAGAAUCUUACACAGAUCAUCAGUUGUCGCAGAGAAUGUGAAGAAGGAACUAGGGUGGAUGCUCAUGAAGCAGGAUAGCAUUCUACCCAAGCCACUCCGGAUACCAGAGUCAUUUCCAGUAGAUGUCCUCAGAGAUUCAGAAGGCACGCAGCAGCUAUUUAAUAAAUCUGCUGUAUUUUUAAGACGGAUGAACGUUUAG
Messenger RNA from Giardia duodenalis, 1266 nucleotides. RefSeq lists its product as uncharacterized. The transcript has a single exon. The record is from RefSeq and is a predicted model, not a curated record. The coding region runs from base 1 to 1266 and encodes 421 amino acids. NCBI's taxonomy places the organism in Eukaryota, Fornicata, Diplomonadida, Hexamitidae.